Molecule: messenger RNA, 1860 nt
Organism: Lodderomyces orthopsilosis Co 90-125
Lineage: Eukaryota; Fungi; Ascomycota; Pichiomycetes; Serinales; Debaryomycetaceae
Exons: 1
Coding region: 1-1860 (619 amino acids)
Source: RefSeq, a predicted model, not a curated record
AUGUCAUCUGCGAUGCCAAGGUUGCCGAGGUACAGUGGUGACACAGAUGAUGAUAACUCCAUUCACUUGAAAUAUAUGAUUGGGAAAUCGAAUCCUCUAAAGUCACCCAGGAAAGCAUCUGAUUUUACUGGAUAUCGAAACAUCGACUACACAAAUGAGACAAAACAUCAACUACAUCAUCGGAAUGGGACCACGGAACCCAAUAUAGAUGAGGAGAUUUCAAUGACAUUGAAGGGCGUGCAAGAAGAUAUCGAUGAAGAGGAGUUGAAUGAAUCGUAUUUGAAGUUUAUCAACAAUCAUUACGACAACGAUUAUAUCGAAGAGGACGACGAAGAUUAUGUAUUGAGUGAUGGUGACACAUACAAUGAAUCUUAUAAUGAUGAUGAAAGUGAGGAUUGGGAUUAUUUGCACUAUAGAAGAGGAUUAUCUGAAGAGCCGAAUUUUACAUCUCAAAUUGAAUCACCAAGGUUACGGAAAGCAAUCGAUUACGACGAGCAAGAAGAUAGGAAUAAUAUAUCUGAUGAAUCUCCUCCGAUAAGUAAACCCAGAACAGCGUAUUGGAAGUCCUGCCUUGGGUUCACAAUUGCAUAUGUGGCAGUACUUUUGGUGACCUUGUUGAUGAUGCUAAAUAACAAACCACAAUCGAAUCUUACACCCAAACUAGACCUUAACGAGUGGAAUGCCAAAAUUAAUAGUUUUGAACAGUCAUUGCAAGAGCUUCAACGACAAAUGGACACCAGACUAGAGCAUAUCAGUUCAAAGAUUGAAGGUUUGAACCUCGAGCCUCUGUCAGCGAGAGAUACUGAAAAAAUGAUUUAUUUAAAUCACGGACAAGUGCAAUUGUCUCCUCGAUUUCAUCGAUUCCUCAACCAGUUUCUUGAUUCAUAUAGUCAAUCCUACAUCGAUGACAAACUAAAGGAACUCCAAGUAGACAAGAAACUAGAUAAUAUCGAUGAUUUGAAGGAGUAUGUUGAUCAAGCCAUUUCAAACUCAAUUGACUCAAUCACCUUGAAAGUAGAGGCCAACGUGGACAAGAUCCUUGAUGGAUUAAAUAUUGUGAAUGAUACAAUCACAACCGAUCCAAGACUGAAGAAAACUCCUUCGACAGCGAACAAAGUUUGGAUAAAUUCGAUGCUUGAAUUUAUUUCAAAGGGAUCAAAACUUGUCAAUUAUGCUGAUUAUAACCAGGGCUCACGAAUACUUGGAUUUUUGACAUCAGAUUUGGAUAAUCACAACUUAUUCCAAAAAAUGUGGUAUGGAUGGGUCAUAUUUGCCAAGGGUCUUCAAGAUCGAACCAAUGCGAUCCAUGCACUCUUAGAUGAUGACCUCUCAUGGCAAGGUGGGGAUGAGAUAGGUAUACGGCUUACUGCAUCUAUAAUUCCCACUGAUAUUUUAAUCCAGUUGGAUAACGAUGAUGAAAAUAGCCUGGUAUAUGUCUCAAUUGGAUUCAAACCAUACACUAGAGCCGGAUUUGAUAAAUUGAAAUUCCCCAAAGUUGAAGAUUCCGUUGGUCAUAAUAUCAACGCAUGUAAGUUCAAGUUCAUCAAAUCGAGUCAAAUACGGCCGGGGAUAAAUCAUAUCAAAAUGCCAAUUCGAUUUGUCAAUUAUCAAAUCCCUGGAAAAGACAUCUAUUUGAAAUUUUCUCGUAAUGUGAAAAUCACCAAUAUUAAAGUCUAUGGAAUAAGUGAUGUGAAUGCUGCGCAGUUGCAAGAUAGGUUUAAGUUGUUGGUUGAUGAGUUCAAUGUUGAUGACAGUGUGGGUAGCACAUCUACUAAGCCAAUGAUUGAGGAUAGAGGAGUCACUGGCGAAGAUAGAGAAGAGAUGAAAGUGUAUGAUAUAAAUGAUGAUAUAUAUUUUUAA